Molecule: messenger RNA, 693 nt
Organism: Sclerotinia sclerotiorum 1980 UF-70
Lineage: Eukaryota; Fungi; Ascomycota; Leotiomycetes; Helotiales; Sclerotiniaceae
Exons: 2
Coding region: 1-693 (230 amino acids)
Source: RefSeq, a predicted model, not a curated record
AUGCCCUGCACAGAACUCGCACUUCUCCCCCUCACCUCCCCACUUUCCCCCCGUCUCAUCCCCAAACUGCGAAUUGCCAAACACGUGCUCGAGACCGCUGCUGGAUAUCCUUGUUAUUUCUAUCAACAGGUGGAAAAUCCUUCGUAUAUAUAUAUUGUCGGGACGUGGGAAAGUCCUCAACAUCAUGAGAGGUUCAUUCCGAGUGUGGAGAAUUUGGGACUUUUUGAUUUGUUGAAGGGGGAGGUGGUGGUUGGGGUGGGUGUGGGGGAGACGGUGGAGGGGAGGGGUAUUAGAAUGUGGCAUUUAGACUGCGAUGCACUCCAACCCCUCCGUGUAGGAACAGAAAAAGGACCCGGAGAAGAAGAUUCGAAGAAAAAAUCUCCUUUCUCCGCACCCAUAAUAUCAUGUAAUCGAUAUUUCAUCACAUCCUCCAACAAAGAAGGAUUUAGAGAGAAAUAUGGCGCGGUGAAACAUGUAUUAGCGGAGGAGGCGAAAGAGUAUGAGAUUGAGGGAGGAUGGAGGAUAGAGAAGGAGGCGGAGGAUAAAGACGAAUGGGUCAUGUUUUGUGGGUGGAAGAGUGUGGAGAAACAUUUGGCGUUUAGUACCAAGGAGGGGUUUAGGGAAUGGAGGGGCAUUGUGGAUUGGGUGGAUGGGUUUGAGGUUAGGCAUUUGAGGAAGAUUGAGGGAUUGUGA